UUUAUGUUUUGUUCAGUUUGGUUUUAUAAUCGGGUUUUGAGAUUAUUUUACUGUUUUUUCAAUUGAUAAUACAAAUAAUCGAUGAUGCAAACCAGUAUUCAUCAUUUGCGUAACCGUGCUUUCAUUUCCAAAGAUAAACUGGGACUCCUACACAAGACAUUUCAAGUAAGCAAACGUCCACAAUAUUCUCAAGAGCGAGCUCAGGGUAAUAUAGUUUUGGUUGAAGGAGUUCGAAUUCCUUUUCUAUUAUCAGGCACAGAUUACUCAAAACUCAUGUCUUAUGACUUGGCCCGAGAGUCAUUGAUUGGACUCAUAAAGAAAACCAAUUUGCCUGUGGAUGUUGUCGAUUAUAUAGUUUAUGGAACAGUUAUACAAGAGGUUAAAACUAGCAACAUAGCCAGGGAAGCAGCAUUAGCUGCAGGAAUUCCUGAACAAACGCCGGCGCAUACUGUGACCAUGGCAUGUAUCAGUUCUAUCCAGUCAAUCACUUCAGCCAUUGGCAUGAUUUCUGCAGGAGCAUGUGAUGUGGCAAUUGCAGGGGGCGCAGAAUCCAUGUCAGACGUUCCCAUAAGGUUAUCCCGGAAAAUGCGGGAAAUCAUGUUGAAGAUGAACAAAGCCAAAACAUUCUCACAGAAACUGCAACUAGUAUCAGGCAUCCGUCCAAACCAUCUGGCACCAGAACUACCAUCCAUUGCAGAGUUUUCUUCGGGGGAAACUAUGGGAAAAUCUGCGGAUAGACUGGCUGCCGCUUUCAAGGUUACCCGUGAGGAGCAGGAUGAAUAUGCACUGAGAUCUCAUACUUUGGCAAAUGAAGCAAGGGAGAAAGGCUACUUCACAGAUAUUGUACCAGUUUCACUACCUGAUGGCAGUAAAACUGUGAAAGAAGAUAAUGGGAUUCGUGUGUCGACUAUGUAUAAGCUUAGUCAACUGAACCCAGCGUUUGUGAAGCCUCAUGGGACGAUAACUCCUGGAAAUUCAUCGUUCCUCACAGAUGGUGCAUCUGCUUGUUUGAUUACAACUGAAGAAAAAGCGAAGGAACUAGGUUUGACACCAAAAGCAUAUCUAAGACAGUUUGUGUAUGUUGCACAAGACCCUCACAACCAGCUACUCCUGGGUCCCGCGUAUGCGAUACCAUUAGUCCUCGAGAAAGCAGGACUAGAGGUGAGGGAUAUCGAUGUAUGGGAGAUCCAUGAAGCAUUCGCUGGCCAGAUUUUGGCAAACCUGAAGGCGCUAGACUCUGAUUGGUUUGCACAGAACUACAUGUGUCAGGAUACCAAGGCAGGUGGACCAGACAUGGAGAAGUUAAACACGUGGGGAGGUUCCCUGAGUAUUGGGCAUCCCUUUGGAGCGACUGGGGUGCGUUUGUUGAGUCAUGCAGCCAACAGACUCAUCAGGGAGGAUGGCAAGCUGGCCGUGAUUUCUGCUUGUGCCGCAGGGGGGCAAGGGGCGGGGAUGGUUGUUGAAAGGCACCCCAAUGGUAAACCAGAUUGAACACACAUAUUUCUCAUUAUUUACUGUAUUGUUUAAAGAAUAAAAAUAUCCGUAACA
This is a messenger RNA of Nilaparvata lugens (brown planthopper), 1548 nucleotides long. Its product is annotated as trifunctional enzyme subunit beta, mitochondrial-like. Gene Ontology annotation, molecular function: acyltransferase activity, transferring groups other than amino-acyl groups. NCBI's taxonomy places the organism in Eukaryota, Metazoa, Arthropoda, Insecta, Hemiptera, Delphacidae. Gene Ontology annotation, biological process: fatty acid beta-oxidation. Bases 82 to 1491 code for a protein of 469 amino acids. The record is from RefSeq and is a predicted model, not a curated record. The transcript has a single exon.